Molecule: messenger RNA, 1116 nt
Organism: Miscanthus lutarioriparius
Lineage: Eukaryota; Viridiplantae; Streptophyta; Magnoliopsida; Poales; Poaceae
Source: the annotation of a GenBank genome assembly
AUGUUCAUGGCAGUGAUGAGAGAUUAUGCUGAUGUCUUCGAGAAACUGUUGGAGAUUCCUGAUUCAGCUCAUGUGGGACCCAACGGCUGGAAUGCUCUGCAUGCUGCCGUGAGAAACGGUAACUCUGGGUAUUUAGUCAACUCAGUGAGUGCCCCUCUUCUUAAUGCUGCUGCACAACGAGGACAUGUUGGUGUUGCUCGAGAGCUUCUUAAACAUUGUCCAGAUGCUCCCUAUUGCGAUAAAAAUGGCUGGACAUGUCUGCACAAGGCUGUAGACUAUGAAAAGACGGAGUUCGUAGAAUUUGUACUCGGUUCGCCACAGCUUGGUAAGCUCAUUAACAUGCAAAAUUCAGUCGGAGAUACUGCUCUGCAUAUGGCAGUCCUGAAGUGCAAUCCGAAGAUGGUCGCCUCUUUACUGCAUCACCAAGAUACGGACGUCACAGUGGUUAACAACGGAGGUGUCCCAGUAAAGGGGAAUUUAUAUGGUGCCACUGAUCAUGCCAAGACUUUAAACUGGAAUGAAAUAUCCAUGCUUUUGUUGAAAGCUGAUCCUCAAGAGGCAGGAUCUAUUUAUAAUCUCCACAAGGAUGCCAAGGAUGAAAUGACAAACUUAUCAAGAACGGAUAUCAAGUCACUGACUCAAACGUACACAGGCAACACUUCCUUAGUGGCAAUCCUCCUCGCGACAAUUACCUUUGCUGCUGCUUUUACUUUGCCAGGAGGUUACAGCAGUGAUGCCGGAAGCCAGGGACUUCCCAUUAUGGUCAGGAAGGCUGCGUUUCAAGCAUUCUUGAUCUCUGACACCUUAGCAAUGUGCGCUUCACUUGCUGUGGCUUUCAUAUGCAUCAUAGCAAAGUGGGAGGAUCUUGAGUUCUUGCUUUACUACAGAUCUUUUACAAAGAAGCUUAUGUGGUUUGCGUACGUGGCAACUACCACAGCAUUCGCAACUGGUUUAUACACAGUUCUGGCCCCUCGUCUCCUCUGGUUGUCUGUUACGGUUUGCGUUCUGACAGGUUUAUUGCCCAUCCUUACUAAACUACUAGGUGAAUGGCCCAUCUUAAAACUGAGAUUUCGGCUGGGUCGGAAAUUCAAGUCUGAGCUCCUUGAUAUGGUCUAA